Molecule: messenger RNA, 2059 nt
Organism: Pseudophryne corroboree (corroboree frog)
Lineage: Eukaryota; Metazoa; Chordata; Amphibia; Anura; Myobatrachidae
Gene: ALKBH5
Product: alkB homolog 5, RNA demethylase
Exons: 4
Coding region: 188-1318 (376 amino acids)
Biological process (GO): mRNA export from nucleus; mRNA processing
Cellular component (GO): nucleus
Molecular function (GO): oxidative RNA demethylase activity
Source: RefSeq, a predicted model, not a curated record
AUUGACGCGUCGCUGGGCCAACCGCAGCCGGGCUCACCUCAGGCCUGUCGGACGGUGCUUGCGCAGCGGGAUCCUCCGCGCUCUCUCUCUCUCUAUCUCCCCGCCGGCCGUGAGGGAAGGCAGCGGACCCAGCUCCCCCACCCCCCGGCCAUGCACGUCUCCUCCAGCCCCGGGUGAGCCAGCAGCCAUGUCCGCCAGCGGCUACACCGACCUGCGGGAGAAGCUGCAGUCCCUGUACCGGGACUCCCCGAAGGAGCCCGCCGCGAAGAAGCGGAAGCUGCCUGCCUCGGACACGGAGGAGGAGGAGGAGGAAGCGGCUGCAGUAACAGUAGCGGCGGCGGCCGCCGGGUCCGAGCCGCAGGAGGAGGCCGAGGAGGAGGAGGCCCGCAAGGUGCGCAGCGGCAUCCGCCAGCUCCGGCUCUUCUCCCCGGAGGAGUGCUCCCGCAUCGAGGCCCGCAUAGACGAGGUGGUGUCCCGGGCGGAUAAGGGCCUGUACCGGGAGCACACGGUGGACCGGGCCCCGCUCCGCAACAAGUACUUCUUCGGGGAGGGCUACACGUACGGCGCCCAGCUGCAGAAGCGCGGCCCGGGCCAGGAGCGCCUCUAUCCGAAGGGCGAGGUGGACGAGAUCCCGGCCUGGGUGCACGAUCUGGUGAUCCGCCGCCUGGUGGAGCGCCGCCUCAUCCCCGAGGGCUUCGUCAACAGCGCCGUCAUCAACGACUACCAGCCCGGCGGCUGCAUCGUCUCGCACGUGGACCCCAUCCACAUCUUCGAGCGGCCGAUCGUCUCCGUGUCCUUCUUCAGCGACUCGGCGCUCUGCUUCGGCUGCAAGUUCCAGUUCAAGCCCAUCCGGGUGUCCGAGCCCGUGCUCUUACUGCCGGUGCGCCGGGGCAGCGUCACCCUGCUCAGUGGUUAUGCAGCUGAUGAGAUCACACACUGCAUUCGGCCGCAGGAUAUCAAGGAGAGACGCGCUGUUGUAAUACUUAGAAAAACAAGAUCAGAGGCGCCGCGAUUGGAGAUAAAAUCUCUCGGUGGCGGUUACCAGCUUGAGCGACUAGCUGGAAGCAACAGACAACACAUCCUGAAACCAAAGCGGCCCCAUCGCAAGGCAGACCCAGACGCUGCUCACCGACCUCGCGUUCUCGAAAUGGAUAAAGAAGAAAACAGAAGAUCUGUCAUUUUACCAAAACCAAGGAGACGAAGCAACUUCAGUUCUGAGAACUAUUGGCGGAGACCUUAUGAUUACGUGGACACCUAUACAGAUACGGGGGAGGAUGAGGGAAGCCCGGCUCGAAAAGUUAAAAUGAGGCGACAUUGACGAACCCCCUCCACAGACUCUGGUCCCCAGUCGGUGGACUGUGGAACAGUUUUGUUUUCUUUUUUUGUUUUCCUCCUAUCCAUGGCUUAAAAUGUGCAUUUGAAGGCCCAGCUCAGUUCUGUCAUUUUAAAUCAAUGCAACGUGUUCUGGAUCCAGUUUUUUCUCACUGUCCAGUCUGGUUUUUUUUUUUUUCUGGUGUGUAACUGAGGUCAGGAGUCUUAAUGCCAGCAGGGGUCCCCCGAUAGCCUGUUCCAGAGAGGAACAGCCAGCAGGUAACCGUUAGCCCUGCAGCUUGUGCGACGGUACGUGGUCGUACUAAAGGAAAGGAUCAGUAUGUAAUAAAACGGGGGGGAAACGCCUCGCAAGGGACAGUUUGGUUUAGGAUAUUUUAAUAUUUUGUUUAGCACAGUUUUCUUAUUUUAUUUUGUUUCUGUCCCAGAAACUAGAGAAGGAAGACGUCACAGGUGUUAUAGGAUUGUGAUGACGACCGGUGCUUGCUUGCACCAUUCUGAGGCUGGGGCGGCUCGCCACAUCACCUUGCGCCCUCUUGUCCCACUUAUAUAAAAGGGUUAGGAUUUGUCUUUAAUGUUUUUCAGAUGAUUAAAUAUGCUACAAAGAAAUCCAGACGUUUUAUUUCUAGCAAAUAUAAGCACUAAUAAUAAAAUAUAUAAGCAGAUUUAUUUUAUUCUGUAUGGCCUCCAGUUGUCUGUAAAUGAUCAAAUUAAAUUCUGUUUUACUGAA